Messenger RNA from Cydia amplana, 3411 nucleotides. It is a transcript of the gene Spt5, whose product is annotated as transcription elongation factor SPT5. The coding region runs from base 125 to 3382 and encodes 1085 amino acids. Gene Ontology annotation, biological process: transcription elongation-coupled chromatin remodeling; regulation of transcription by RNA polymerase II; transcription elongation by RNA polymerase II. The record is from RefSeq and is a predicted model, not a curated record. Gene Ontology annotation, cellular component: DSIF complex. Gene Ontology annotation, molecular function: protein binding; mRNA binding. The transcript has 6 exons. NCBI's taxonomy places the organism in Eukaryota, Metazoa, Arthropoda, Insecta, Lepidoptera, Tortricidae.
ACCAUUUUACAUUUUAUUUGGCUGUGUUGUGUCGUGAGGUAUAGACGCGUAACAUUGUGGUGCAGUGAAGUGAAUUUUCCCAAAUAAUUACAUGGCUUCAAGUCAGUGAUAGUUUGAAAUCGUCAUGUCUGAUUCGGAGGGCAGUAAUUACUCCGGGAGCGGUUCGGAGGCGGGUAGCGUGGUGUCGAACCGUUCCAGGCGGAGUGCCGCGUCGAAUAGGUCUGCGAAGUCUCGCUCGGUGUCCCGUUCUCGGUCCCGCUCGGGGAGCCGCACACCGAGCCGGAGCCCUAGCCGCUCGCGCUCUCGCUCCCGCUCCCGGUCGCCUUCGCGUUCACGAUCGCGCUCACGAUCAAGGAGUAGGUCUGCCGGGUCUGGAGGCAGCCGUAACCGAGACAACGAGGCCAAGGAGGCUUCCGGUGAUGAAGAAGUUGAGGAUGAGGAAGAGCCAGAAGGCGAGGACCUGGUGGACUCGGAAGAGUAUGACGAAGAUGAAGAGGAGGCGCGGCACAGGAAGAAACGGAAGAAGGACAGCCGAUAUGGAGGAUUCAUCAUUGAUGAGGCUGAGGUAGAUGACGAAGUUGAAGAAGAUGAUGAAUGGGAGGAAGGGGCCCAGGAGAUGGGCAUCGUCGGCAACGAGGUGGACGAGAUGGGGCCCACGGCCCGGGAGAUAGAAGGCCGGCGCCGCGGCACCAACCUCUGGGACACGCAGAAGGCCGAGAAAAUAGAGGAGUACUUCCGCAACAAGUAUGCUGAUGAAUCCGUUGCGUUGAGACACUUCGGGGAAGGCGGCGAGGAAAUGUCCGAUGAAAUCACACAGCAAACUCUCUUGCCAGGCAUUAAAGACCCCAAUCUGUGGAUGGUCAAAUGCAGAAUCGGUGAGGAAAAGGCUACAGUGCUGCUUUUAAUGAGAAAGUUCAUCGCAUAUCAGUUUUCUGAAGAACCGUUCCAAAUCAAAUCCGUUGUUGCUCCAGAAGGCGUGAAAGGGUAUAUUUAUAUUGAGGCGUAUAAGCAAACUCAUGUGAAAGCGCUUAUUAAUAAUGUGGGGACGCUUAGGAUGGGUAUUUGGAAGCAGGACAUGGUUCCCAUUAAGGAAAUGACAGAUGUUUUGAGAGUAGUGAAAGAACAGUCCGGAUUGAAAUCCAAGCAAUGGGUGAGGUUGAAGAGAGGUUUAUACAAAGAUGACAUAGCGCAGGUGGACUAUGUGGAUCUGGCUCAGAACCAAGUGCAUCUGAAACUGCUCCCUAGAAUAGACUACACUAGAUUAAGAGGUGCUUUAAGAACAGUUCAGAGCGAGAGUGAAGCAGCAAAACGUAAAAAGAAGAAACGCCCCGCUGCUAAACCAUUCGACCCAGAGGCCAUUAGAGCUAUCGGCGGCGAAGUCACGUCUGACGGUGAUUUCUUACUCUUUGAAGGCAACAGAUACUCAAGAAAAGGCUUCCUGUAUAAAAACUUUACGAUGUCAGCCAUAUUGGCUGAAGGUGUUAAGCCGACUUUGAUGGAAUUGGAAAGGUUUGAGGAGCAGCCCGAAGGAAUAGACAUCGAGCUUGCAGCGCCAGCCAAAGAUGAUCCGACAAGUCUGCACUCUUUCUCAAUGGGUGACAAUGUCGAAGUGUGCUCCGGUGAUCUGGCUAACCUGCAGGCCAGGAUUAUAGCUAUAGAUGGCUCUAUGAUCACCGUCAUGCCUAAACACGACGCUUUAAAAGACCCGCUCGUCUUCAAACCUAAUGAGUUAAGGAAGUACUUCAAGCAGGGUGACCAUGUAAAGGUUUUAGCUGGUCGAUACGAAGGCGACACUGGUCUUAUCGUCAGAGUCGAGCCUCAUAGAGUUGUAUUAGUCUCGGAUUUGACCAUGCAUGAGCUGGAAGUGUUACCGAGAGAUCUCCAGCUUUGCUCCGAUAUGGCGACCGGUGUAGAUUCCCUUGGACAGUUCCAAUGGGGUGAUAUGGUCCAGUUAGAUCCACAGACUGUCGGUGUUAUAGUUAGACUCGAAAAGGAGAAUUUCCAUGUCCUAGGCAUGCAAGGAAAAGUGAUCGAAUGUAAGCCUCAGGCUUUGCAGAAACGCCGCGAGAAUCGCUUCACAAAAGCGUUAGAUUCCGAGCAGAAUACGAUACAGAAGAAAGAUAUAGUGAAAGUUAUCGACGGACCACACGCAGGUCGCAACGGAGAGAUAAAACAUUUGUACAGAAACUUCGCCUUUCUGCAGUCGAGAAUGUACUUAGAUAACGGCGGUAUAUUCGUGUGUAAGACUCGACAUCUUCAGCUAGCGGGCGGUAACAAAAAUCCAUCGGCGACCAACCAAUUAUCGCUCGGCUUUAUGUCUCCUCGUAUUCAAUCUCCGAUGCACCCGUCGGGCCGAGGCGGGGCUACGCCUAGAGGCCGAGGUCGCGGCGCGGGCCGAGGCGGAGGCGUCACUAGAGACAGAGAACUCAUCGGACAGACUAUCAAAAUCACCGGAGGACCUUACAAAGGCAACGUCGGUAUCGUUAAGGAUGCCACAGGCAGCACGGCCCGAGUCGAACUCCACUCCGCUUGUCAAACCAUCUCCGUCGACCGGAGUCACAUCGCGAACGUCGGAGCACCCUCCAAAGACGGAUCCUCGUCCUUCUACAGCCGUACGCCCGGGCGCACGCCGACGGCCGCCGGCGCAGCCACGCCCACGUACCGCGACACCGGCCUCAAAACCCCCAUGCACGGCUCCCAAACCCCUAUAUACGACGUCGGCAACCGUACGCCUCACUACGGCUCGGCCACGCCGUCCCACGACGGGUCCCGGACGCCCGCUCACGGCGCGUGGGACCCCGCGGCGGCCGCGACCCCGGCCCGGACCGACUUCGACUACGGCCUCGACGAGUCUCCGGCCUCGUACCCCGCCCCGUACGCGGGGCCGUUCACGCCGCAGACGCCGGGCACGAUGUACGGCUCGGACCACAGCUACAGCCCGUACCAGCCGUCGCCGUCGCCGGCGGGGUACGCGGCCGGGUACUUGGGUACGCCGUCGCCGGCCGGGUACUCGCCGAGGAGCCCGUUCGCCGGGGAGGCGGCGGGAGACUGGCAUACUACGGAGGUGGAAGUCCGAAUCCGCGGCUCGGAAGACGACGGUCUGGCCGGUCUCGCGGGACAGACCGGCGUGGUCCGCGGUCUCUCCGGGGCUAUGUGCGCGGUCUACUUGCCAAGGGAAGACCGCGUUGUCAACGUGCCCGGGGCUUUGCUAGAGCCAGUUGUACCCGCAUCAGGAGAAAGAGUCAAGGUGGUGGCCGGCGAAGAGCGCGAAGCCGUCGGACAGCUCAUCAGUAUCGAGAACCAGGAAGGGGUCGUCAAGUUCGGCACCGACGACAUCAAGAUCAUGCAGCUCCGCCAUCUCUGCAAGAUGAGCACCGCGUAAACACCCUGUAUAACGUCAGAGUGACACCC